Metschnikowia bicuspidata var. bicuspidata NRRL YB-4993 is the source of this 1945-nucleotide messenger RNA. It is a transcript of the gene ARE2, whose product is annotated as sterol acyltransferase. The transcript has a single exon. Gene Ontology annotation, cellular component: endoplasmic reticulum membrane. Gene Ontology annotation, molecular function: ergosterol O-acyltransferase activity. Bases 80 to 1810 code for a protein of 576 amino acids. The record is from RefSeq and is a predicted model, not a curated record. Gene Ontology annotation, biological process: ergosterol metabolic process. Lineage: Eukaryota; Fungi; Ascomycota; Pichiomycetes; Serinales; Metschnikowiaceae.
UGCAAGAAACAACUUCUUGGCCAGAAGCUUAUAGAAGCUAUAACAUCGGACAACUCUUCUACGUGGAACAAGCCACAAAAUGCCUUCGCGCAAUUCCCUGAGAUCGAAUCUCCAAAGAAUAUCAAAAAAUAAAUCAAGAGAGCCUUUGCAAUGCGACUUUACCCCAGAAAUAUCUACUCCCAGCGAAUCUCCGCCACUCGGUAGCAAAGAAGCCGCUUCAAGACGGGGAACAAAACCAAUAAUUCAGGAAAAAAUCAAAGCCUCUGAUCCUAGGCAUUUUGAUCAAUCCACUAUUGAAAACGUCUUCAGAGAAAUAGAAAGAAAUGCUCAUUUCCGAGCGUCCCGAAAGAAAAGGAAUGCUGGUAUAUUCCGAUCCAAUUUCUCUGAUAUCGAAACAACUCCUGUUCCUAAUACUAUUUUGGAAGGUCCUGACUUCAAGAGCUCUCAAUUUUUUGGAUUCUUCAUCUUGUUUUGGCUCGGAGUUGGCUUCCUCAUUUUGAAAAGUCUCCUACAUAGUUGUAUUGAUCGAAAAACGGCGUUGUAUAAGGCGCCCGUCUUCGAAAUCUUCACCACAGGCUUGUUUAAAAUUGCAUUCACGGAUAUCUUGAUGUACUUAUCGAUUUAUGCAGUUUAUUUUAUACAAGUGCUCUGUCGUCUCAACACCAUUCAAUGGAGAAAGACAGGCAGACUCAUCACCUCCAUUUAUGAGCUAUGCUUUCUCGUAUUUUGGGGAUAUUUCAUUUGCGAGCGUCUAAUGAAAGACCAGUGGAUAGGAAGAGUGUUCUUGGUUCUUCAUAUGUUUGUUCUUUUGAUGAAAAUGCACUCUUAUGCGUUUUACAAUGGUUACCUUUGGAAGAUUUUGAGAGAAGUCCAGUUCUCAGAGGACUACUACGAAAGACUUCGCAACGGCUCUGUGGAACUUCCUGAGGGCUUCCAGCUUGAGGCAACAAAAAGUCUAAUCAUGGAGUCAAUUGCUUUCUGUAAAUUUGAGUUGUUACAUCAAUCCGUGGCUCUUGAAAAGGCUAACGAACGAGGUGUUUUGGAAAAAGACUCGAAAGAAUUGUGCUCCCAUUUGGUGAAAUUUCCCAAGAAUAUCAACGCAAAGGACUUUUUCAUGUACACUAUGUAUCCUACUGUCCUGUAUGCGCUUGUUUUACCAAGGAAGCUAGAAAUAAGGAAAAAGUUUCUAUUCGAAAAACUAUGUGCUCUUGUUGGGGUAAUAUUACUCAUGUUGAUAAUUGCUGAUGAGUCAAUUUACCCUUUGGUAAUUAGGUGCAACAACUUCAGAGCAACGAAUGCAUCAAUUCAAGAAAAAAGUUUUUUUGCGCUAUUUGCUUUGAUUGAUUUGAUACCACCCUUCACCAUGGAGUACAUGUUUGUAUUUUAUCUCAUUUGGGAUGUUAUUUUAAGUGCAAUUGCCGAAGUCAGCAAAUUUGCAGAUCGCGACUUCUACGGUCCUUGGUGGUCUUGUACAGAUUGGUUGCAAUUUGCCCGUUAUUGGAACAAGCCGGUACAUGUGUUUUUACAUCGUCAUGUUUACCACUCAUCAAUCAGCGCAUUCUCGCUUUCCAAGACUACUGCUGGGUUCAUAACCUUUUUGAUUUCCAGUGUUGUUCAUGAAGUUGUAAUGUAUGUUAUUUUUGGGAGGGUUAGAGGAUUUUUGUUUCUCCUUCAAAUGGCACAGAUUCCAUUGGUACUCAUAAGUCAGUCCAGGCUCUUGCGUGACAAAAAAGUCUUGGGAAAUGUCGUGUGCUGGUUUGGUUUUGUAACGGGGCCCCCAAUGAUAUGCAUUCUUUACCUAAUUUUCUAGAAAUAAUACUUAGUGAUAUUAAGAAUCUUGUUAUACACUUGUUGAUGCUUGAUGGCCGACCGACCUCUUAUCGAUUCGCGUCUACUGCAUCUUUCUUUAGAGUCAAGGAUCUCAUACUUAACUUUGCAAAAAAUU